AAUCAAGUCAUAAUUGUCGUUGAAUUUUCAAGUGGCAGAAAAGCGUCAUUAACUAAAGAACAUAAUGACCAUGUUAAAUUAUGUCGAAAUGCGAUGAGGACUUUAAAUGCCGUAUUACAAACCAUACCUAGGGAGAAGGCGCGAAUUUACUUGGUACAAUUUGUUAACAGCUAUCUCAAAAUUGAAUAUAUGAUCCGUCCCUUACCAUCAGUCUAUCUUAACUGUUUUAUGUGCACCAAAGUGCCCGAGACCUUUGAUGAUUUCGAAAAAUUUUCUAAAGAUAUGGCUGAACUAAUUAAUUGGCAGGAAAUCAACAAAAUUCCUUACAUAGCUGGAAACAAUAAUGUCUGCACAACUCCAUUAGAAGAUACACCGAAAAAGGAUAAAAAAGUCAUAAAGAAGGCCAACGAUUCAUAUCCAGGAUCACCAUGUCCAGGAUCACCGAGCUCGCCAUUGAUAUAA
Molecule: messenger RNA, 462 nt
Organism: Racocetra persica
Lineage: Eukaryota; Fungi; Glomeromycota; Glomeromycetes; Diversisporales; Gigasporaceae
Source: the annotation of a GenBank genome assembly